Messenger RNA from Xyrauchen texanus (razorback sucker), 2544 nucleotides. It is a transcript of the gene vps37bb, whose product is annotated as VPS37B subunit of ESCRT-I b. Lineage: Eukaryota; Metazoa; Chordata; Actinopteri; Cypriniformes; Catostomidae. Gene Ontology annotation, cellular component: ESCRT I complex. The transcript has 4 exons. Gene Ontology annotation, biological process: protein targeting to membrane; protein targeting to vacuole; ubiquitin-dependent protein catabolic process via the multivesicular body sorting pathway. The record is from RefSeq and is a predicted model, not a curated record. The coding region runs from base 51 to 788 and encodes 245 amino acids.
CAAACACAAGAGGCUUCCUGCUGCAGCAGCGGAGAGACACAACAAAAGCCAUGGGAGAAAUGUCCGGCUUUGAGAACAGAUUUCACUCUUAUUCCACCGCACAGCUCAACGAAAUGCUGGAGGACGAUGACAAGUUCCGGAAAAUUGUCCGGGAAAUGGAUGAGAUGCAAGAAAUGCAACAGAAUAAAGAGCUGACGAUUGCCAGUAAUCGCAGUCUUGCGGAGCAGAACCUCGGCCUGCAGCCCGAACUCGACCAUCAGAAGAUUCAGCUGACCAAACACUAUAGCUGUUUACAAGAGCUCCACGAGGCCUAUCAGCUCCGCAAGUCCACACUAGGAAGCGGUUCACUUGACACGUUGUUGGCUCUUUUGCAAACGGAGGGAGCCAAGAUUGAGGAAGAAACAGAGAACAUGGCCGAUUCAUUCUUGGAUGGAACCUUAUCUCUGGAUAGCUUUAUUGAUGACUAUCAGAACAAGAGGAAGCUAGCCCAUCUGAGGCGUGUGAAGAUUGAUAAGCUACAGGAGAUGGUGUUAAAAGGCAUUCAGGUUCCUCAGGGCUCCUCUAAUGGUCCUUCACAACCUCCAGAAACCUUCAGCUCCUCCGCACCCUUCCAAAAGCUUGCUAAUGAUUCUCCGUCCCAUGUAAGACCUACACCAACAUCUCAACCAUUGCCUUGUUACUACCCCUUGCCAAACAUGGUAGCAUCAUAUUCAAGUCCGUACCCACCAGCACUCCCUCAAGGACCCAGCACUGGUCUUCCCCCACAAGCGGGUUUUAUAAUGCAAUGAUGUUCUGUUCCUUAAACUUUUACAUUAGAAUGUGAAAUGUGUUUUUUGUUUCAUUAGAUGCACUUUGAUCUGAUACAGGUUUGGGUUCUUGACCCAUUUGCAGGCCCACAUGGAGUCUGAGCCAGUAGUCUUCUGCAAAAUGUCCUAAAGUUCAACACAUUCGCUACCACUUGUGUUUGCUCAUUUAGUAUUUCAGAUAAAUUGAUCAUGCCUUCAGCUAUCAAUAAGAGUAAUGUUCUUUGCUCUGUUUAACACAUUUUGCCAUAUUCAAAGGUAAAUUGUGUAAAAUAUAUAUACAUUUCCUCCUAUCUUAGCUAAUAUGCAGAGACUAUAAGACAUUCGUAGGUUGAUUUCCCUAAAACACUUCGGCUCUGUUUGUUUGAGCAUCCCAACCAACUUGACGUAACAACAUUGGCUCAACCAGUGGUGUGAGUUUGGGAUGGGGCACUUAGUUUGUAUGACCAGGGCCAAGUAAGAGGAGCUUUCUGGAAACCAGUUUGAAAAACAUAAAAUAUAUAUUUUUUUUUGCAAUUCCAUUUGGUGUUGCAGAUAUUACACACUACACUUUUAAAUACAUUUUGCCAAAUGUUCCCCGUAAUCAGAGCUGAAAAUGUGGAAAAACUGUGCAGAUUACAUGUGGACCUGCCAGUUUGUUAACAAUGUAAUAUUAAUUUCAGCAUUUGUUUUACAUAACAUAAAAUGCUGUGUAGCUAUAAUAUCAGAUUCAGAUUACUUAAUGAUUUUACACAUUUAAGACAUCAAAACCUUUCAUUUAAAAUCUUAAAUUACAUGUACAAAUAGGGAGUAUUGCAUUUCUCUGUAAAUAUUUCUAAAUUUGACUGAAAAAUAUAGUGAAAUAGAUAUGAUCCUAAAAAAGAAGGAAAUGGUUCAUAUGCUCAUGAAAGACUGAGAAUUUACUGUGUAUUUUGUAUUUAUGUGAAAACAUUCCUUUUGUCAUUAUUCCUUAUUGCAAUGAUGAUUAUGUAUACUGACAUUUUGGAUUUCUGGCUCAGAACUAACCAGCAACAAAAGAUGCACUCCAUCUUAUACAUGAACUCUCCAUACAGGCUGUUUCAUAAGUUUUUGGGACUUAAACUUUAGUUUUAAUGUAAAUAUUCACUGUUUAACAGUAUCUGUGGCAUUAACAGACCAGACUAACAAGUAGGUCUGCUGUUGUAAACCUGCAAACCUUAAACUUUUUCACUGUUUAAAAAAACAAAAUACUAACAUAAGUUAUUAAUGUUAUAAUAUUAAAAUAAUUUGAAUUCUGUUUACAUUUCCAACAUGUAAAGUGAUCUAUUUUGUCCUUUUAUUUCGUUGUUGGAAUUUCACUUUGCAGAAAAGUGCAGGUACUUUGAUGUAAAAUUGUUGUCAUGCUGGACUGUGACAAUUUAUGUGGACAUUUUUUAAGAAGGAUGUUAUUAUGCAAGUUUGUAAUGUUAGAAAGUCACUUGCUGUAAUGGUAAAUAAAUCAAAAUCAAUUGUGCCUUGCAACAAACAAACAAAAACAAGUGAUGUUUAUUGAAGAAGAAAGCAUUUAAUCACACUGUACUUUGUUUAAAAUCAUCAACAUGUUUUUUUUUUUUUUUGGAAAAUAAUUUUGAACAACUGUUUAAUCUAUAGUGUGGAACCUUGUAACACUCCUUAUGUAUAGUACUGUAAAUUGUAAUUGUUUUAUCAGUGGUUAUUAAUGUCUAGAUUGUUUUUAAUGCUGAUUAAUAAAUCAAUAAAACACUAACAGAAAGCAAAAAGUCAA